AUGACUGGCGCUAUAGUUGGAGCGGCCAUGUUCGAGCCUCACGGCAAGAGUCUACAAGUUCCGAUCUUUAGUGAAGAAACUGGUGAAACUGUUCGUUUUGAGAAAGAUUUUGGGGACUUUUCUGCUGAGGAUUCCGAAACAUAUCAUUUUCAGCUCCUCAACUACGACGCCAGGAUGUGCCUGCGUGAGACGGAGAUCAUCCGAGAAACUUGUCCAGGUUUUCCAGGGAUUUCUACUUAUAAACAUGUAAGCAAUAUUACUUUGAAAGUAAAAACGCAAGAAAAAAAAAAACGUUUAAGUGGUCCGAUUAUGAAAACUUCGUCUACAAUUGCUUGAACUAUAGCAGUCCGCUCUUUAAAGAGGUUCCCUUCAAAAACAUGGAAGCAACUAUAAAUCAGGUUUUCUAAUUAGAGCAAAAUAUCAGCUAAAAAAAUUUCAGUAUCGAAACGGUAUCGAUUUACCAGAAUCUCUUAAAGAAAAAUUCGAAGAAGCAAUGAAAAUCUAUACCGACGUUUGCUCCAUUUCAAACUUCAAAAUCAACUUUUCUUUAGGUGACCAACUUUAUCAUUGGAGCAGGAACACGUCCAAACGAUCGACUCAAUAAAAUCAAGUUUGGAAACUUGCUUAAAGCUUUCCAGGGCCACAUGAAGUUCAAAUUUUAAAUAUUUCGAAUGAAGGCCAGUUUUUUUCCAGAAACGCUUGGAAUUGUCAUAAAAAGGUUCAACCGUGCGAAAACCCGAAGCUGAAGUUUGUAGCCUACUCUUCCGUAUGUGUUUUAUGGGUUCGAAUGAGAAUUUUGACAAAUAUUUCAGCAAGACUGGCUUUUGGCUGGUCUUCUUCAAAUUUUUGGAGCCUUGGACGCGGCUCUCGGGGUUACUGUGAUGCCCGAGUAUAAUUCGAUGGUUCUGGUCGAACUUUUCGACGUGGAUGGUAGUCCAGGUGUCAAAGUGAGUCCGUGAAUUUUUGAAAGCCUUUGAAUCUACUUAGGUGCUCGCGAAAACGGAGUGAAGUGAUCAAAGAGCAAACGGAAUUGAUUGACGUCACGAAAAGCGUCAAAAAUUGCCCAAAAGAUCAGGAUUACUGUCCUCUUACGGUAGGUGUUCGAAAUACAAAUAGAUGGUUAAACUUCGAGAAUUUGGAAGCGACAAACAAUCCAAGCCUCUUGAAAUAAAAACUAGAUAAUCGUAUCUUGAAUGAUCAUUAAACGGCUCAGAAUAGUCCAGAAGGCGUGAAAAGACCUUCAAUUAAAAAAAAAAUAGAUUUUGUGGACCAACAAAGAUAAGUUUUCUGAAAUUUCAUCCAUUCCGCGGGAAUUGGAGCUAUUUCAAAUGCCACCAAAAAAAAAUCAUUUCACCUUAUCUUUUUUAGAAUUUCCUGAGCUGUUGCGACAACUACUUGGAAAAAGUCCCUGGCGAGUCUUGCCGACCUUUGAGCAAUCUUACGACAAAAAGUUCCUUCCCCUGGGGACCCAGGCGCUACGCUGGCUUCGAUUAA
Caenorhabditis auriculariae is the source of this 1494-nucleotide messenger RNA. The record is from the annotation of a GenBank genome assembly. Lineage: Eukaryota; Metazoa; Nematoda; Chromadorea; Rhabditida; Rhabditidae.